GAAAACACCAAAAAGGUAAUCCAAUACUUUGCCCAUGUCGCCGCUAGUGCACAUAAAGAUAAGGCCGAGGAAGAAGAAGAGAAGAAGAAGGAGAAAAAGGGAUCCUUAGAAGAUCAAAUUGUACAAGCCAACCCCGUCAUGGAAGCCUACGGUAACGCCAAGACAACCCGUAACAACAACUCUUCCAGAUUCGGUAAAUUUAUCCGUAUCCAUUUUGGUACCCAAGGUAAAAUCUCUGGAGCUGAUAUUGAACAAUAUUUGUUGGAGAAAUCUCGAGUAACCUUCCAACAGCCAGCUGAGAGAAACUACCACAUUUUCUACCAGUUGUUGUCGAACGCCAUCCCCGAAAUCGUGGAGAAGUUGUUGGCCAAGCCCGAUCCUGCCCUGUAUCACUUUGUGAAUCAAGGAUGCAUCACUGUUGAUGGCAUUGAUGAUAAUCAAGAAAUGAAGGAUACCGACGUCGCCUUUGAUGUAUUGGGUUUCACUCAAGAAGAAAAGAUGAGUAUGUUCAAAUGUACUGGUGCUGUCGUCCAUUUUGGUGAAAUGAAAUUUAAACAGAGAGGUGAACAGGCUGAAACUGACGGAAAUGCUGGUAGGUUAAUAUGA
This is a messenger RNA of Lottia gigantea (owl limpet), 606 nucleotides long. RefSeq lists its product as hypothetical. The record is from RefSeq and is a predicted model, not a curated record. Gene Ontology annotation, molecular function: microfilament motor activity; actin filament binding; ATP binding. The transcript has 6 exons. Gene Ontology annotation, biological process: actin filament organization; vesicle transport along actin filament. The annotation marks the transcript as partial. Gene Ontology annotation, cellular component: actin cytoskeleton; myosin complex; vesicle. NCBI's taxonomy places the organism in Eukaryota, Metazoa, Mollusca, Gastropoda, Lottiidae.